Molecule: messenger RNA, 1860 nt
Organism: Colletotrichum navitas
Lineage: Eukaryota; Fungi; Ascomycota; Sordariomycetes; Glomerellales; Glomerellaceae
Exons: 1
Coding region: 1-1860 (619 amino acids)
Source: RefSeq, a predicted model, not a curated record
AUGCGCAGAUUCAUCGCGCCCACCAUUGCCCUUGCGGCCUUCGCCUUUGGACGCGCUGUUCCCGACCCUGGCGUCCUCGAUGCUUUUGCCUUGCCCCAAGGGGAUAUCACCUUCAAGGCCUCCAAUGGCUCUGACGUCGUCUUCGCCGUUGCCGCCCGCGUGAACAUCAUCGGCGAUAUCCACAAGCUUCCCUGGCCCGUCAGCGAGCACAUCAAGACCGUCACAGCCGACGACGAUGUCGAGCUCUGCACUGUCCGCGUCAGCAAGCAAGAUGUUAGCGUCGAAAGCCCCCGUCGCGACGACUGUCAAGCCCUGUUCGACUUCCUCAAGGGUCACCCGGCUUUGAUCAACCCCGAUCAACUUGGCUCCGAUACCAAUACCUGGGUCGAAACGGCCUGGGUCGGUAGCUGUAGCUUCCAGAUCCUCGCCCACACCCCCGACGCUGUUCUCUCUACUGGAGACAUCGCCAACUUCCUCGGCAGGUCUCUGAGUCGUCCUGGGUGGAUCAUCGAUGGAUCUGUCUCAGCCACCGAAGAGGCAGACUGCGCUGUUCGUAACAGCCCAUCAGGCCACGCCCCAGUCUCCUGGAGACUGCAACAGCGCGAACCUCUGGGCCUCGCCGACGCCAAGGAUGCCAGUCUCUCCAAAGCCUUCCCUUCUGGAAAAGACACUGCCCGAGCUGUCGAGGUGCGCGAGGUCGAACACCAGGGACCCCUUAUCGUCAAGUCUCUUUCUCAAAUCCCCAAGAACACUUCCGCCUACGUCUUCAACGGCACAGUUCGACAGGUUCCCCACAGUGUCGAAUCCGUCAACCUCACCAUCGCCAAACGAUACGAGAUGUACACCGGCGGCAAUCCCGAGGGCCCCUUCUGCACUCCCAUAUGGCUCUCGUCCGACUGGGACCAGCCACAUACACCGCUCAAGUCCGACUGCGAGCAGCUCUUGAGGUUCUGCCAACACAACACCGCAAAGGUCGUCUUUAAGGAACGCGAUCUGAACUUCUGGGCUAAAUUUGCUGCGCACGAGUCCUGCGGCCUCAGCUUCAAGACGACUAAGGACAAAAUUGCCCUCACCAACCGUGACAUGGCCGGCUUUCUCGAGAGAGCCAUCAACUACGAGCCCUCCACUUACCAAGGCAUCGGCGUUCGUGCCAAGAUGGGCGUUCGCUGCGGCUUCGAGAAGAACAACCAAUACGAUGGCGAGUUCAGACUCUUCUAUCGCGACCCCAGUCUCCCUCAGGGGCAGAUCGAGCAGCGCGACACCAGUCUUGACGCUCCCGUUAUCGAUGCGACCGAACAACGUGACGUCGCUUCUGAGGAGCCAGACUAUGAAGCACUGUCCCAGGUCGACUCUGCCGUGGACUGGCUCGACUUUGAGUUUACCGACGACGAUGGCAGCAACUUCACUGCUCAGGUCAACCCAAACGCCUUGUACACACCGUUCAACGACGGAAAAAAGGUCGCCGGCAGGCUGGAGAGAUACGAAACCCCGCUCGGCCCCUCGAAACGAUGCACCGGCAAAACCACCUACAUGGGCGGCGCCGGCCCCGACUCUGCCCUCGUCGAAGACUGCAAGAAGCUCCGCAACUUCAUGUCUGUCCAUCGCUUCUAUUUUCGAUGGAGCGACGAGAACGAGCGCGGGCCCGGCCAGCCGCUCGCCAAGGUCGACACCUGUCACAUUGCGUGGUCCGUCGGCGAGGACGCCGUCGUCGGCAAUAUGGACAUUGAGAUCGUCUUGACGAAUGCCAUCGAAAAGCUCGACAAUACCAAGGGCCGCAUGCGUGGCUGGGGCUGGGAAUGGUGCGACUUCGCUGACCAGUACGGCGUCAAAACCUAUACAAAGUGGCUCAUCUUCCCUUGA